AUGUUGAAGACAAGCAAUGGUCUGGAGUAUCACAUCCAACGCCACACGGGCAAGAAUGUUUUGUGCGUAGCUUGUGGCAAGUUGUUCUACACAGUAUCACAUCUCAAAAAGCACACGGCCAGGCAUCAUGACCUCACGCCCAAGGAGCCCAGCGAGAAUUUCGAGUGCUUGCACUGCUCCCACAAGUACGCCACUAAAGCCGCCCUUAGAAACCACAUUAUGAUAGAGCACCUCAAGGAGAUGCCCUACGAGUGUGAGGAGUGUGGACUUAAGUUUGCAUUGAAAUAUAUGCUGAACAGACACGUUGCCAGUCACAAGGAGAGGAAGUUCUGGUGCGACUGCAACCAGAGUUUCGUGACCAAGGGCGGUCUAUACAGACACAAGAUGACGCACGUCAACUUCAGACCGUACGUGUGUGACAUGUGCGGGCUGACGUUCACGCAGAAGGGCUCGGUGUUGAGGCACAUAGUGACGAGCAUGAGGGGAAGAUCGUCGAGUGGACCAGCAGCCGAGGGGCGGCGCGAGAACCCGGAGGCCGGCGCCCGGGUGUGUUGCAGUGACGAGCGCGGCCAAGGCAGCGAGGACAUCACGGAACAAGUACAGACAGCAAGCGAGUGCUCCACGUGCUCUUGCAACAGUGCUGGUACCUGCAGUGUUGCCAACUUCAUGGAUCAGUAA
Messenger RNA from Bacillus rossius redtenbacheri, 678 nucleotides. Its product is annotated as zinc finger protein 418-like. Lineage: Eukaryota; Metazoa; Arthropoda; Insecta; Phasmatodea; Bacillidae. Gene Ontology annotation, molecular function: RNA polymerase II cis-regulatory region sequence-specific DNA binding; DNA-binding transcription factor activity, RNA polymerase II-specific. The coding region runs from base 1 to 678 and encodes 225 amino acids. Gene Ontology annotation, biological process: regulation of DNA-templated transcription. The transcript has 3 exons. The record is from RefSeq and is a predicted model, not a curated record.